CGUCAGCACAUGGCCGCAGGGGGCUGGUUUAUACCGGGACCCUCUAUUAAAGGCAGAACGCGGAGGGGCUGGCCGGGCAGAGGAUGGUAAACAGGCGCCCAGCAGCAGGUGUUCCUCCUUCUCCCAGGCGCCGUGUGCUCAAAUGCAAAUAAAGAGGCAGGAGAGACGGAUUUGACUGACAAAUACAGGAGCCUCAGCUGUCGUCCUCAGGAGUCACUCGCAGCCAAGUGACAAAUUGUCGGGGACAGGAUGCUUCCAUGGAGCGGCUCUCUUGCCCAAACUCCUCGCUGAGGUGCAGCAUCUGCCUCAUCCUGCCAUUAGUAUUCGGUACCUGCUCUACACUGAAGCUAAUGGCGCCAUCCCCAUUUAUACAUGGCAUCGUGGGACAUCCUCUAACCUUACCCAUCCAUUAUGAUGUCAACGCUUCUGCAUCCGGGGUUCAGAUUAUAUGGCUGCUUGAAAGACCGCCGGCCCCUCCUGCCUGCCUGCUGACUUCCUUCAAUCACACGUUUAUACCAGAUCUGGAAUUUCAGCACAAGUUUACAAUGGAUCCGCCAAAUGCCUCCCUGCUGAUAAACUCCCUGCAUAUGAGUGAUGAGGGUAACUACACCGUCAAAGUCAACAUACAAGGGGAGACCACCAUGUCGGCAACGCAGAAGAUUGAAGUCACUGUGCAUGUUCCAGUUUCAGAACCGAUUAUUGACAGCGAACCAUCGUACGGAGCGGUGGAGUAUGUGGGGAACCUCACCUUUAAAUGUCAUGCGAUAACAGGGACCCGAGUAAGAUAUCAAUGGCUAAAAAAUGGAAGCCCCCUGGAGAAUAGCGCCACCUACAGCUUCUCGCGAGACAACUCCACCUUCACCAUUGCGCCAGUGAUGAAGAAUGAUAUCGGGAAUUACAGUUGCCUGGCUUCAAAUUACAUCAGUGAACUGGAGAGUGACAGCAUCACGCCAAUCAUAUACUAUGGACCUUACGGGCUUCGUGUCAUCUCAGACAAAGGACUUAAGGUCGGAGAGGUGUUCACCAUUGCCAACGGAGAAUCUGUCCGCUUUGACUGUUCUGCGGAUUCCAACCCCCCCAAUACCUGCGCCUGGAUCCAAAGGGGCAACAACUCCAUGGAGAUCGUCAACUAUGGAACUUACUUCAAGCUCCUCUCUGAGAAAGUUCAGCAAAAGACUGUGGAUUAUCUGUGCCGGGCGUACAACAACAUCACCGGGAAGGGCGAAGAGACGCAGUUUACGGUCAUCAUCACACCCAUAGACCCAGAAAAACUUUCCCAGAUUGCCAGCUCCCUAUUCCCGCUGGCGGCCAUUACGGGAGUCUCACUGUUUGUAAUUGUGUCCAUUUGCUUUAUAUUUGUGUGGAAGAAAUAUCAACUUCACAGAGCCAUCCAGUGGAAGCUGCAGCCCCGGAGGCCUUCUACAGAAUACAGAAGGACUCCGAUCUAUUCAGGACAUGAAGAUGCCAUCAAUGAUUUUGGGAUCUAUGAGUUUGUGUCUUUACCGGAUUCUUUGGCACCACACAGGGUAAUAACCUCAGCUUCAAAUUCUCUGCAAGUCCAGGACAUAAACGGCACCAUCUAUGAAGUCAUACAGUUUGUCCCGGAGCAAAUGCAAAAUGAUCCACAACCAUAAAUAACAUGGAGAUCAUACACAAGAAACUGCAGUGUUCUAGUCGGUGUCAUUGUCUCGUGAAAUGACGACUUGAGCUGAAUACCUCACUCCCCUGCCGGCAGCUGACACAUGGAUGUAUACUUGUCAGCAGUCCCGAUCAUUUCCUCAGGACAAUUCUUCUUUUGAUCGGCCUGUAUAAUGGUGGCUUCCGUGGACCUGUGUGUGAUGUAUACUGUAAUGCUCUGAUUUUCUAAAGUUUCCUAUUUAUUCAGGUCUCCUCUCCACCUUUUGUAUCUUUUCAAUCGCAUCCAAAGUGAAGAGUGAAGCAACUUUACAAAUAGUCUGAAUUAAAAGUAUGCAAACCUAUGUGUUCCCAUAGUUACAGACAACAAAACAAACCUGGCGUAGUCAGAUCCUGCUUUCAUCUGUCCACAACUUUUAAGGUACCUUUACACCUAGGCGAUUAUCGUGUAAGAUAUUGUUAAAUCGAACGAAACUGCAAGAUUAUCAAGCAGUGUAAGGGCUCAUGCACACGACCGUAUGUAUUUUGCGGUCCGCAAAAAAUACGGAUGAUGUCCGUCUGCAUUCCAUAUUUUGUGGAACGGAA
Messenger RNA from Bufo bufo (common toad), 2220 nucleotides. It is a transcript of the gene HEPACAM2, whose product is annotated as HEPACAM family member 2. Bases 258 to 1634 code for a protein of 458 amino acids. NCBI's taxonomy places the organism in Eukaryota, Metazoa, Chordata, Amphibia, Anura, Bufonidae. The transcript is spliced from 10 exons. The record is from RefSeq and is a predicted model, not a curated record.